AUUGUGGUCAUAUGUUAAUAUUAGUUUUACUGUUUCGAGUUGGGACUAGACCGGGAAAGAUCGACGACGCCGCGUUGUCUAAACGCGACGAAAAUUUGAAAUUUUGAAAAAAACAUAUUUGUAUAUUCGUAUAUAUGCGUAUGUAUGUAUUUAUAUCUAAAAUUAAUAUAAGUGUGAGAAGAGAAGAGGAAAGGAACAAAAAAAAAUUAAAUAAAAUAUCUUUAUGAUUUUAAAAGUGUGACGUAUUGCUAGAAAAGAAAAAAAAUUCAAAAAGAAAAACCAAAAAUAUCCAAAAGGAAAAAUCAAAAAAAUUAUUUUUAUAAAUUUUCUCUUAUACGUUAAGUAACCAUGGGACGGCUAUCACUGUGGGUCCUAUUUGGUUUAGUCCUAUUUGCCGUCUCGUUUAACGACGCACAAGUGAGCGCAGAGGUCGGCCCAACAGAGUCACAAUGCAAACCAUAUAUUGAAAAAGCUAUAAAGGAACUUCAAAGCGAAAAAGAUGGUGAUGACGACGAUGGUCCUCCAAGUGGAGAAACUAUUGGUGGAAGUACAGAAGAUGAGGGAGCAGCUGAUGAUGAUGGUGUAGAUUCUAAAGAAGAUCAUGAAGCAGAUGAAAAUGAUGAUGAAGAGCAGAACGAAAGUGGUGACGUUAAAACGGUUGAAGUAGAAGACGAUGAUGAUGGUGGAGACAGCAAACUUGCUGAUGAUGAUAACGAUGAUGAAACUGAAGCUAAAGAUGAAGACGAUAAUGGAACUAAGGAAGAAACAGAUGAUGAUACCACUGCUGAAAAGAACGACGAUGAAGAGGAUGAAGCAACAACAAAGGAAGAAGACAAUGAACAAGAUGAUAUAAAGUCAGAAGAAGCCGCUGAAGAAAAAUCUGGAGAAAACCAAGAAGACGAAGACGAUGGGGAUAAAGAUGACACAACACAAGAAAAAGGCGAUGAUGAAGAUGAUCAUGAUGAUGAAGAUACCACACAAGAAAAAAUUGAUGAUAAUGAUGAUGAUGAUGACAAAGAUGAAAAUGUUACACAUGAACAAGAAGGUGACGAAGAUGAUCAAAAAUCAACCGAAGGCAAGGCUGAUGAUGAAGAUGAUGAUGACGAUGAUCAACAGAAAUCAACUGAAGCUGCGACUGACGAUGAAGAUGACGAUAAAGACGAUGAUGUAAAAGAUGACACUAAAGAAGAAGUCGAUGAUAUGAAAUCAGAGGCUGAUGAUGACGAAGAUAAAACCAAGGAAAAGACUGAUGCUGAUGAAGAUGAGGAUGCUACAAAAGAAAAGGUAGAUGAAGAGGAUGAUGGAACAAAAGAAAAAGAUGAUGAUGAAGAGGAAGAAGACGCAACAAAGGAAAAAGAUGAUGAUGAACAAGACGAUGACGAAGAUACCACUAAAGAAAAAGAGGGUGAAGAUGAUGAACAUAAGGAUGAGGCAAGCAAGGAAACAGCCGUAGCCGAAGAUGAGGAAAGUCUGGAAGCGAAGGAUGAAGAAAGCAAAGAACAAGUUAAAGAUGAAGAAAGUAAAGAAGCUGAAGAAGAACAUAUAACAAGCAGAAUAAAGAGAAGUGUAGGUGCAGGACCUGAAGAAGAUGAUACUACCCAAGAAAAAACUGACGAUGAUGAUGGCGAUGAUGAAGAAGCUUCUAAAGAGAAAGACGAUGAAGGUGAAGAGGAAGAUGAAGAAGAUGAUGGAGAAAGUAAAGAAACUCGCCCAGAAGACGAUCUCCUUUUGGAAGCUGAAAUUCCGGAACAUCCCCGAGAUCGUAGUCAUAUUAAUGAAUUGCUUCACUUAGAUGAUGAAUACGAAGAACAGGAGCAUGCUUUAGAUAAUGUUGCUGAAGUUAUUUUACGUGACAUUAAGCGCAUCUACGAAAAUGCUGUUAAACCAUUAGAAACUCUUUACAAAUACCGUGACUUAAGCAAUCGACAUUUUUCAGACCCAGAAAUUUUUUCAAAACCCCUAAUAUUAUUUAUGGGGCCAUGGAGUGGUGGAAAAUCUUCAAUCAUUAAUUAUUUAACUGAUAAUGAAUUUAAAUCAAAUUCCCUUCGAACCGGCGCAGAACCGUCACCAGCUUAUUUCAAUAUUCUAAUGUGGGGCAAUGAAACUGAAGUUUUAGAUGGUACACAACUGGCAGCUGACUACACAUUCUCUGGAUUGCAAAAAUUCGGUCAAGGUUUAGAAGAGCGUCUUCGUGGAUUAAAAAUGCCGAAUCCACUCUUAGAAAAGGUUAAUAUUGUUGAAAUUCCUGGAAUUUUAGAAGUUCGUAAACAAGUCUCCAGACUAUUUCCAUUCAAUGACGCUUGCCAAUGGUUUAUUGAUCGAGCUGACAUUAUAUUUUUAAUAUAUGAUCCAGCUAAACUUGAUGUUGGUCCUGAAACUGAAGCAAUAUUAGAUCAAUUAAAGGGACGUGAAUAUCAAACAAGAAUAUUAUUGAAUAAAGCUGAUACAAUUCAUCCUGAUGAAUUAUUGCGAGUUCAGAGUGCAUUAAUAUGGAAUAUUUCACCUUUAAUGUCAUCAGCUCAACCACCAGUUAUGUAUACAACAUCAUUGUGGUCACAUCCAUAUGAACCAAAUUCGCCAGUACGUUUAUUGCAAGCGCAAGAGCGUGCAUUUUUAAGGGACUUAAGAACUGCAAUUGAGAAAAGAAUUGAAAAUAGAAUUGCAAGUGCGCGUCGUUUUGCUGUUCGCGUUCGUAAUCAUGCCAAAAUGGUUGAUUGCUACUUAAAUACAUAUUAUAAUCAUAAAACUAUAUUUGGAAACAAAAAGAAAAUAUCCGAUCAAAUCAUUGAAAAUCCACAAAACUACCACAUUUAUGAAGGGUUAUCAACAUUAACAAAUAUAUCACGUUAUGAUUUACCAGAUCCAGAUGUUUAUCGUGAUUUCUUCCGUUUAAAUCCAUUAUAUGAAUUUAAAAAAUUGUCAGAAACAUGUACAUACUUCCGUGGAUGUCCCAUACAAAAAUUAGAUGUUGCCAUUGCUUACGAUUUACCUGAAUUAGUUGGAAAAUAUAAGAAAAUGGCUGAACAAACAUUGAAUAAGCUCGACUCAACUUCACAUGAUAACGAUCGUACCAGUAAAAGUUGAGAAUAAAUAAAUACACAUAUAUAUAUAUAUACAUAUAUAAUAUGUAUAUAUAUUAAAAUAACCAAUAUUAAAAUAAUUAAUUUAAAGAUAAACUCCAUAAAAUUAACAGCUUAAAAAAUAUAGACAAAAAUUAUAAAAAAAAAUAGUAAAUAAACUAUUAAAUAUUUGAAUAUUAUUAAACCGUUUUUAAAAACUAGACAAAGAAUUAACACCUUUAUAGAAAAAUCAAUAUUUAAUUUAACCUCUGUGAUAGCCAACAACAAGCACAGAUAUGUAUGUACAUAAGCACACCAACGCAUAUAUUUAAAACCGUACAAUUUAAAUUUCAAUAUUAUUAAAUCAUAAUUUUAUUAAAUUUUAUAAUUUAAA
Molecule: messenger RNA, 3453 nt
Organism: Condylostylus longicornis
Lineage: Eukaryota; Metazoa; Arthropoda; Insecta; Diptera; Dolichopodidae
Product: protein starmaker
Exons: 9
Coding region: 349-3084 (911 amino acids)
Source: RefSeq, a predicted model, not a curated record